Synchiropus splendidus (mandarinfish) is the source of this 3177-nucleotide messenger RNA. RefSeq names its product NXPE family member 3-like. The coding region runs from base 833 to 2590 and encodes 585 amino acids. The record is from RefSeq and is a predicted model, not a curated record. Lineage: Eukaryota; Metazoa; Chordata; Actinopteri; Syngnathiformes; Callionymidae. The transcript is spliced from 7 exons.
UUUUACAAAACGUUGAAGACACUUUCUUCCAACACCUAACAUCUAUUUAUCAUCUCAGUAACACAACAACACUUUACUGGCGCUGACGGAGUCGCUACCGUCACGGCACAAAUAGACGCGCAAGCUUUUUUUGUGGGCUGGCGAGAUGGGAAUAUGGAGAUCGCGGGCGAGCGUGAUGCCAGUCGGCUCUCAGACGGGGCGCGCUGGCAGGGAUGGGAUCGCUGCGUCAGGUGGAGGUGGCGUCCUUGGGGUGUCUCCGGGUUGUCGAGGUUGUUGAGUCUGUCUUGCGCGCUCACUCGCUGUUUGCUGGAUGAAGCGGUGGUCACCGCCUUUCGGUCACACAGUGAAGCACUAGAGCAGACAAGCGUUGCGCUAUUGGCUGCCGCACCUUUUGGCAGGAUGGCCUCGGGUGAUGAAGGUUCCACCUACCGUAGAACGGUGAGCGGCAAGAGGCAGCGUUGAGACGCAGGCAAAAAAAAAAAACGGUGGCGUGAAGCAGAGCUGGCAAGGAGCCCUGGAGAGCAUAGAGUGCAAUGAUCUUUCUCAGUACCACGGUCGUUCCAUGACAGCAAUACGUAUAGGGAAGGCUGUUUACAUGGCGUUGCAUGCAUUCAUAGAAGCAGAGUUACAUCCUGCAACCUUCUGGUUUGGUGUCACCAAACCAGACGUACCACACCUGUUUAUAUCUGCCUUGUUGUGAGUGGAAUCCGCCAACACCCUGUUAAUGAGACUCACGGUAUGACUGACAGCCCAUAAACCAGAUGCGCUCUCCACCAAAGCAUGAAAGUCAAAGAACGGGUUGUCUAGUAAACCACCCCUGUAACCUUGGAUCAUGAAGGAGGAAGUAAAAAAAUUGGGAAAGUCCUGCAUUCAAAAACCAAUGGCCGUUUUAAUAUUGCUUUCCAUCUUCAAUGCACUUCUCCUGUUUCAAUACUGGAAAACAUCAAAGGAUCAAAAGUAUUCACAUCCACCACCAAAGUCCAACCAGCAGAACAAUACUGGAUUUGUAUCCCAAGGACAAUAUAACUAUAAAUCGACAGUAGAAGGUGACAUUUGUAAAUUCCAACCCUCCUCCCCACAAGAACUUAUUGAAGAACAGAACAUAUUCAGCUCAAUAGCUUGGCCCCAAACACCACCCCUGCUGGGUAACAAGUCCACCAACGCCCGUGGCAGUAGCUUUACUCUUCACAGAGGCACUGGAGGGCAACAGUGGCAUGUUGGCGAUGAACUGAGAGUAACUAUUACCAUGAAGGACUUCCUGGGCAAACCAAAGAAGACUGGAGGAGAUGUCCUAGUUGCCCGAGUCCACAACUCAGUUCUUCAGGCUGGUGUUGCAGGGCAAGUUAUCGACCAUGAAAACGGCUCCUACACAGCCACAUUUCCUUUACUCUGGACUGGAAAAGCAACCAUCGAGGUGACUCUUCUUCAUCCCAGUGAGGCCGUCACAGUAAUAAGAAGACUGAACAAAGACAAUCCAGACAGAGUUUACUUUAAAAGUGUUUUCCGCCUAAAUUCCAUCUCUGAAACCAUGAACUGUAAUUUCUGCCUGCGACCCACCAACCUGCCAGUGUGUGACUUCACCGACCUGCGCACAGGGGAACCAUGGUUCUGCUUCAAGCCAAAACAGCUGGGCUGUGAAAGCAGAAUCAGCCAUUCUAAGGGAGGAUAUCAUAAAAAAAUAUUCCCUAAACCUGGUGAAGAAAAGAUUUUUCAAAAGGGUGUCAACAUGAAAGUGAAACUGAGAUCUGAAGGACCAGCGUUUGUGAACGUGCUGCCACGGUGGACUGCAUCAUCAGGUUCAGAGAGGAACAGAACCGUAGAGAACUUGGGACAUUCUGGAUAUUACUACCGUGGAGAGUGGCAGGCCCUGGAUGGGACCAGAGUUCAGCAUUUUCAAAAGCCUGCUGCCAUGAGUAAAUGUCUCCAAGGAAAGAAGAUCUACAUGUUUGGAGACUCCACUGUCAGACAGUGGUAUGAAUACCUUGUUGAAAAACUGCCAGGUCUGGUGAAUUUUGAUUUCCACAAUGGCCCAAAGACCGGACCGUACAUGGCGACCGACAUUGCAAACAACAUCUUCAUGCUCUACCAGGUCCAUGGUCUGCCCAUACGUAUACGACCCAUCUCAGUCAGCAAGGUUCGAUACGUUGCCAAUGAGCUGAACUCCAUCGAGGGCGGAGCAAACACCGUUGUAAUUUUGGGCAUCUGGGCUCACUUUGGUUCAUUACCCGAAAAGUUUUACCUCAGGAGACUGCAGCGCAUCCGCAACGCUGUUGUGCAAUUGUUGAUCAGGUCUCCAGGCACACUGGUUAUUAUUCGCACUGGAAACAUCAAAGACCUGUCUGCUUCUAGAGCAGUAUUCAACAGUGACUGGUCCACCAUGCAGCAGAAUAAGAUACUUCGAGCUGUGUUCCACGGAGUGAAUGUUCGCUGGGUGGAUGCCUGGGAGAUGACAUUGGCACAUGAUGCCAGGUUUCUGCUUCACCCCCUGCCCCCUAUUAUCAAGAACAUGGUGGAUGUGGUCCUGUCCUACAUCUGUCCUCUGAAGGUGGGAAAGGUGCUUGGUGGCAAGAACGCUGUGGCCGUCUCCUGAACACAACUACUUAGAAAUGGAAUCCAAAGGAUUUCCAGAUAUUGGCCACAUUUGAGCAACGUAUUGAUCAACAUUGGCUUCCAUUGCAUUGAAGUGACUAACAGUUACACAACAAGCAUUUGUCACAUGUGACUAAGAGCUGGGAUGAUGGACAGAGAGUGAGAAGGAUGUUGGUGGGAGGAGUAUAUUCUAUAUCAUUUUACAUUUUCAGUGGUUUGACAACAUGGUGACCUCAGUACCAAGCAGGAGAAUCAAAUCACACGACGAUGUCUUUGGCUGCAUCAUUCUGGUUCCUGUGAGACUGAGCUGAAUUAAGUCUUUGAUGGUUUAUUUUACGUCUUGACGCUCAUUUCAAAAUGAUCUUUCUAUGCUUCUAGGUUCAUUUGGAUGGUGUAAUUUGGUUUUGGUUUCAUCUAAUUCAUCAAUAAAGUUUUGUGUGGUGGUGUGAGAAGGUGUCAUCUUCAUCAUUUCCUUGAAGAACCGACCUUUUGUAAUUAUUGUUAUUAUACUGCACUUUUGCCUCCUAUUUUUUUUAAAUUUAUUGAGUACCCUUUUUUUUAAUUUUCAAACAAUUUGAAGUUGUAAGA